This is a messenger RNA of Carassius gibelio (silver crucian carp), 2217 nucleotides long. RefSeq names its product multiple inositol-polyphosphate phosphatase 1a (gene minpp1a). The transcript has 5 exons. The record is from RefSeq and is a predicted model, not a curated record. Gene Ontology annotation, molecular function: acid phosphatase activity; inositol phosphate phosphatase activity. The coding region runs from base 267 to 1646 and encodes 459 amino acids. NCBI's taxonomy places the organism in Eukaryota, Metazoa, Chordata, Actinopteri, Cypriniformes, Cyprinidae.
CACAACCAUUUAUUUAAUUUAUCCGUCCAAGUGGCCUAUUUAUCAUAAUUUAUUUUGCCAGGUAUUUACAGGUAUUUUUUUUUGUAUUUAUCAAGACACAGAGAAAGCAAACCAACAGGGAAAGCUACUAUUUGGCCAACAUGUCCAGUGUCCUUUGUGUAAACAUCCGCAAACAUCAGCCUGCCAGUAAAGUCUCAUCGAAAUGAGUCACAUUUUAGUUGCGCAAAAGGAGAAGAGACGCCGAGCAACCCAACCCAAACACAAACAUGGCCAAACAAGUGGUAACAACAGUAUGUUUUGUUCUUUUUCAUUGCAUUAUAAGUUACUGGGCGUUUAUGUCCUCUUGUAGCAUCCACUCAUCAACCAAAAUCAUAAUUCCAGACAUCGCCAGGUAUUUUGGCACCAAAGGUCGCUAUGAAGAGGUCAACGCAUACUUAAUCGACGAUAUUUUGGCCAUAAACAACUCCCUUGUGACGCUGCCUUCCUCGAAAUGCAGCGAAAUUCAUUUGACAGUUAUAAUCCGGCACGGGACGAGGUACCCGACCAUUAAAAACAUUCAGAAGAUGCGCGAAUUUCAUGAUCUCGUCGUGCGUGAAGCGACCGGCAACUUGAACUGUCUGUCAGAGAUAAAGUCGCAGUGGAAGAUGUGGUACACGGAUGAUAUGGACGGGCGACUGGUGGACCAGGGCCGUGAGGAUCACAGGCACCUGGCGCAGAGACUCAUCAAAUGGUUCCCUUCUUUGCUGACCGAGGAAAAUGUGCGUCAAGGACGCGUGAAACUGAUCACCAGCUCCAAGCACAGGUGUGUGAACAGUACCAUCGCUUUCAGAGAGGGACUAAUGAAAGGACUCCGCUCAGAAGCCAAGUUGGAACUUGCUGUGAACGACGCUUUGAUGCGUUACUUUGACCAGUGUGAACGGUUUGUGAAAGAAGUGGAGAUCAACAAGAGUGCCUUGGAGGAAGUAAAACGUUUUCAUGAAGGCCCGGAGAUGAAAAGAGUAAUGGAGAAAAUGGCUGACAGGCUGGAGGUCCCUUACGCCAGCAUCACCGAUGAUUCAGUGGAAGCAGGUUUCUUCUUGUGUGCAUAUGAGUUUGCUAUCCAGAAGCUGAACUCACCCUGGUGCCAGUUGUUUGACGAGGUAGAUGCACAGGUAAUGGAAUAUGCUGGUGACCUGAAACAGUACUGGAAGCGAAGCUAUGGGCAUGAAAUCAACAGCAAGUCAAGCUGCAUCCUCUUCCAUGAUCUUUUUCAUCGUCUUGACCAAGUUGUAGCCGAGAUCACUAAGAACUCAGAUGCUAUUGUAUCGGAGGCUGUGACCGUGCAGGUGGGCCAUGCUGAGACGCUGUUACCCCUUCUCACCCUGCUGGAUCUGUUUAAGGAUGACAUCCCUCUCAGCUCAACUAACUUUGCAACCCAGCACAACAGAAUAUUUCGAAGUGGGAAUAUUGUGCCGUACGCUGCCAACCUGCUGGUAGUGCUGUAUAAAUGCCCAGAGGGGAUUAGGAUGGGUGUGCGACUCAAUGAGAAAUCUUUGACAUUGCCUGGACUCACUGACCCCGUCCCAAUGUAUGAAGAUGUGAAGAAACGCUACAGUGCUCUGCUGCAGGGUUGUGACCAAGAGACUGUGUGUAAAAUUAACAGUUAAAAAGCAUAAAAGUGUAACACAUCACAAAGGCCAGCAGACUGCUGACAUUAUCAUAGAAGCAACAACCAGCACAUUUUUUUUUGAAAUGUUAUACAACAUUUCACUGUUGAUAGAAUAGUAAAUGAAAGCUAAAGAUUUUAGAUAUUAAUUUUAUAUAAAUAUAACCACAUUUAACCCCACAGUAUUACUUGCAAAUGUAAUUGACCAGUAAAGAGAGCUAAAAUUAGAUGGUCCAACCAUCUAAUGAAGAAACCACAUUUGACAUUUCACAUGCUAAGUAUUUACAGAGUCAUUUGGAAAGGUCUUUAGUUUUUAUUUUUUUUAUUAUACAAUGAACCAGCGAUUGUACUUGGUUUACAUGACUGAAUUGUAUAUUGCGGGUUUUGGUAGAGAGUCCAGAGGACUUUGUUGCUUGCUUAUACAGUAUUUCUGUUAAAACUUUAGUAUAUAUAAUCUAUUCAGACCAAAGAUUACUUUAAAUACCCAGUAUAUAAUAUCUAAUCUAAUUUGAUCUGAGUUCGAUUUUAAUUUUUUUAUAUAAAAAUAUGAUAUAUAUAUAUAUAUAUAUAUA